AUGUAUGAUUCAAAUAAUAAGUUUCUUGAUGAAGUAUUGAUUAAUAUGAGGUUGUUACUUUAUAAUAUUUAGCUAAUAGUUUUAAAUUGAUUAAAGUAGAAUAAAUAAGUCUUUUAUAUUAUAAUUAAAAUUGUGAAGCAUUUUUGUAGGAUACUUUGGGAGAUAAAUUUUAAACUUUAAAGUUAAAAUGAAUUAAAUCUUGAGAAAUUAUGGAAUGAUGAAUUAAUUGAUUUUAAUGCAGAAGAGGAGAAAGUAAAAUAGAUAUAAUUUAUUGAAAAUCCAAAAAUUACUACUGGCUAAUAAGCAAUCAAAUUGAACUAGCUUUUGAAAAAUAAUUAAAUAUAAAUUUCUCCAAAGCCUUGA
Messenger RNA from Paramecium pentaurelia, 363 nucleotides. The record is from the annotation of a GenBank genome assembly. NCBI's taxonomy places the organism in Eukaryota, Ciliophora, Oligohymenophorea, Peniculida, Parameciidae.